AGGCAGCCGGGCUCAGUGGUUUGUGGACAGGCAGUCUGUCGCUGCUGCUGGAGGCACCGCUGCAUCUAAGAGUCUGAUGGAGGAGGAGGUCACAGAGCCCGAUCCUCAGACGGUGGAGCCCACCGGCAUGCUGCCACCGCCGGGGACACACUCAGAGGUAAAUGGAGACUUGCCGGGCAACCCAUACCUGAGGGAUGGGACAGUGGACGUGAUGGAGAGUCCGGCGAGGGAGCCUGUUGUGCUGCAGUAUCCUGCUGAGUACAGCCACCAGUAUGGGGAGAAGAUGCCAUUCCACCAUGUGACGGCAGGCCUGCUCUACAAGGGGAACUACCUGAGCCGCUCACUGUCAGACAGUGACAGUGACGUGCUGGCCAGCAUCUCUGUGGAGGAGCUUGAUGAGAUCCGGGAGGCGUUUAAGGUGCUGGAUCGUGACGGAAACGGGUUCAUUUCCAAACAGGAGCUGGGUAUGGCCAUGCGCUCUCUGGGCUACAUGCCCAGUGAGGUUGAGCUGGCCAUCAUCAUGCAGAGACUAGACAUGGAUGGUGAUGGACAGGUUGAUUUCGAGGAGUUUAUGACCAUCCUUGGACCCAAACUCCUGUCCUCUGAAACGAGAGAAGGCUUCCUGGGCAGCACAAUAGAUACCAUCUUCUGGCAGUUCGACAUGCAGCAAAUCACCCUGGAGGAGCUGAAACACAUCCUGUUCUACGCCUUCCGCGAUCACCUGACCAUGAAGGACAUUGAGAACAUCAUCAUCAACGAGGAGGAGAGCCUGAAGGAAAACUCUGGAAACUGUCAGACGGAGUUUGAGGGAGUUCACCCUUCAAAGAAGAAUCGCCAGACGUGCGUGAGGAAGAGCCUCAUAUGCGCCUUUGCCAUGGCAUUCAUCAUCAGCGUCAUGCUCAUCGCAGCCAAUCAGAUGCUGAGGAACGGCAUGGAGUAGCUGAGCCCACUGUGAACAGGGAACAAGCCAGCCUGCAUGUGCAUGCCAGUGGGUGAGGUCAUAUCCCUGUUGAUAGGAAAAGGACUACAAGGAAUAAUACUCAAAAUAAUCGACAAAAUCCAUUUUUAAAGUUAUUCUUAGUUUUUUUGAACGAGUGGCGCCUCUCCAUGCGACGUCCAAUGAAACCGUGAAGCCAGCAUGAGGAGUGAUGCAGGACUCCUCCCCCUUUACUCUGACAGGGACACUCAAGGGCUGACAUUACACAUGAUACUCUGUCGUGUCUGUUUCCCUGAUGCAAUAAAAAAAUGUAACAAAAAAAAGUGCAGGAGUUCAGAGCUUUUCCAGCAGGCGAGAUGUGA
Molecule: messenger RNA, 1299 nt
Organism: Epinephelus moara (kelp grouper)
Lineage: Eukaryota; Metazoa; Chordata; Actinopteri; Perciformes; Serranidae
Gene: caln1
Product: calneuron 1
Exons: 6
Coding region: 77-940 (287 amino acids)
Molecular function (GO): calcium ion binding
Source: RefSeq, a predicted model, not a curated record